Molecule: messenger RNA, 543 nt
Organism: Emiliania huxleyi CCMP1516
Lineage: Eukaryota; Haptophyta; Isochrysidales; Noelaerhabdaceae
Exons: 4
Coding region: 1-543 (180 amino acids)
Source: RefSeq, a predicted model, not a curated record
AUGCUGCUACGACAGGUCUACUCGCUCGGCGUCGUCGUCAUGCUCGCGAUGCAAGCGGCCGGUGCAACCCUCGCGGCGGCGAUGCCCUACCUCACGCCCCUCUUCACGCCGCUGCCGGCGGUUCGCGAGGCGGUGGCGGCGCCGGCGCGCGUGGCUGCGCUCGUGACGCUAACAAACGGCGCGGCGGCUCCCGGGCCGAGGGAAGGGCCGGCAGCGGCGCGCGUUUAUGGGCCCAUCUUUGCGGGCGAGGGCAUCAUGAUGGGCCUCGGAGCCUUCGGGCCCCUCGCGGCGGUGACGGCGGCCGGCGUCGGCGUCAUGGUGGCGGGCCUCUCCCUCUCGGCCAGGCUCGGGCUCGGAGUCGCGUCGGUCUGGUGGUCGCUCCUCGCCUUCCACGCCGUCUUGCUCGUGGGGCAGCUGGGCCACCAUCUGAGGCUCUCCCCGCUCGCCACGGCCGGCCGCGGCGCGUCGAGCACCGUGGAGUGUGCCGUCUUGCCGCCGCCGGUGGGGGAGGUGUGCGUGGCCGGCGAGGACGCGGCGGCGUGA